UCAGUUCUCCCAGGAGCACGAGAUGUCGCAGCGUGCACGGUGCGGCUGCCGCCUCCGCCUCCCCGUCUCCGCUAAGGCUGCGCUCGAAAGCCAGUUACAGGCGCGGCCGCGCACACUCUUCUGCCCUAGACGAAGGUUGGGCGCCGUGGCUGAGGCUGCUGCUAAGCUGCCGUAGCUGGGCGCGCUGGGAGGCGGCGAGCACAGCUGGGCCGGGACUUCCUUCCUCUACCGCAGGACAACAAAACAACCCGGCAGCAGGCACUGAACUCUUGGCAGCUGUCUGGGCGAGAGACGCAGCCAUGGGCUCCGUGCUUAGCAGCGAUAGCGGCAAAUCCGCCGCCGCCUCGGCCGCCCCGCGGGCCCUGGAGCGCAGGGGGGACCCAGAGCUGCCCGUCACGUCCUUCGACUGCUCCGUGUGCCUCGAGGUGUUGCACCAGCCCGUCCGGACCCGCUGUGGCCACGUAUUCUGCCGUUCCUGUAUCGCUACCAGUCUAAAGAACAAUAAAUGGACCUGCCCUUAUUGCCGGGCAUAUCUUCCUUCAGAAGGAGUUCCCGCAACUGAUGUAGCCAGAAGAAUGAAAUCAGAGUACCAGAACUGCGCUGAGUGUGACAGCCUGGUUUGCCUCAGCGAAAUGAGGGCACACAUAAGAUCUUGUCAGAAGUAUAUAGAUAAGUAUGGACCACUGCAAGAACUUGGGGAGACGGCAACAAGGUGUGUGUGUCCAUUUUGUCAGAGGGAACUGGAUGAAGACAGCUUGCUGGAUCACUGUAUCACUCAUCACAGAUCAGAAAGGAGAUCUGUGUUCUGUCCACUCUGCCGAUUACUACCUAAUGAAAAUCCAGGCAGCUUCAGUGGCAGUUUAAUAAGACAUUUGCAAGUCAAUCACACUUUGUUUUAUGAUGAUUUCAUAGAUUUUAAUAUAAUUGAGGAAGCUCUUAUCCGAAGGGUUUUAGACCGGUCACUUCUGGAAUAUGUGAAUCACUCAAACACCACAUAAUUUUAUUCAAAGGAAAGGAGAGGAGACCAUUCAAUUGCACCAUUUGUUAAGAUGCUGCUCGAACAAUUGGAGGGAAAUUGUCAAUGUUCGAUGGGCAAAAAUGUACAACACAGUUAUAUGUUUGUCUAUGUUUAUUGUUAUAUUGCAUUUUAAAACUGCUUUCAUUGGGAUGGUUUAAAUCUGUUUUACAUUCUUGACUUUCUUAGACACUUAACAAAAAAUAGUCUCCAUCAGCCACCAAGGUAUAGAAGAGAACAUGAGGCAGGAUAUGUGGGUGAACGAUCUUUAUUUGCAAAUUGGAUGAUACUAUGUGUAAUGCUAUAGAUUAAUAACUAUCAUCAUAGUUGGGCAAGAUAACUUAUAUUUGUUCUAUGUAAAAAGAUGGAGAAUGAAACCAAGUAUGGACAUUCAAGGAAACCUGAAAUCUGCUCUAGUGCUUAUCUAAUCUCUAACAGAAUAAUAUGGGUAGCCUUGUAUCAAAGUAGGAAAGGAAAAUCUUGGAAGUCAACAAAGUCCGCUUAACCAAAUUAUAAAACAUAAUACUGUAAACAAAGUAAAUGUGUUAACAAUGUAUACUUAAUCUUUUGACUUUUUAUAACUAUGCACAAUAAGAAUUUAGUAUUGUAUUUUUCAAAUAUUUGUAGCUUAUUAUUUAGAAAUAUUUCUAUAAUAUAGGUAAUUUCUUAAGGACCUUUAGCUGAUAUUUAUAGAAGUGUUCAUAUUCAUAAUUUUUAGUGGAAAAUCCUAAGGGCUUUGAUUUUUUUUUUACUUUUAUCUUUUAGAAAAAAUAAAAUAAAAUAUAAAUACUGAAAACCAAACAGAAAAUGUAGGAAACAGUUUUAGAACUCUGCCAGCCACUCUGGAUGUCCUCUGUGUAUCCACUCACAGUUAUUAGCUGUCUUCCACAGGAGUAACCACUACGGUGAUAUUAAUACCUAAGUGUGUAUUUUUAAUCUGUAGGUUUUUUCUUUUCCUUAAAAUGUAUUAUUAGUUAAGAACUUGGUCUGGAUAGAGUUAUCCACAGCCUGUAUUUUGCUGUUUGCAUACUCAUGGUGCAAUUCAGCAUGUUCCUCUUUCCUCUGAAUAUUGACACAUGGAUCCAAAUAUAAUAGACUCAGGUUUAAUCCUUUUUGGCAAGAUUAUAGGUCAUGGUGUGUUCUUUCAUCAGAGGGCACACAAUGUCUGGUUCUCUCUUUUCGUGAUGUCAGCUGAAAUUGAUACUCAAUGCCUUGAUCCAUUGAUUUAUUGUGAGUUGGAGGAUAUUCUAACCCUAUCAUUUCUCUUUCAUUUAUUAGUUGGAACAUUUUUAUAAAGAGAUGUUUCCCCACAUCUACUAUUUGGUUGACCAAUGGUCAGAUUUGUAUAGGAAAGGGAAAGUAAAUGUUUGUAUUUUCCCUUUAUUUACUAAUUUUCAAGAUAAUAAACUUGUUUCCUAUUUCUUCCAAAGAUCACUUUUUCUUUUUUUUUUUUUUUCAGUGUUAUGAACUCAUGAAUUCAAACAUGUUUGAUAGGCCUCAACCCAUUUCAAAUAUUACCUUAUUGAAGUUCAAAUUGUCCCAUAUCUGGCUAUUGGGAGCCACCCCAAGUUGGUGCUGAGUCGUUUUGACACUACACUAGCCAUCUUUAAUAGUUUCCUUGCUAUCUCAGAAGAUCCAGGCUCAACUUGUGUGUUAUUUGCCCCAGACCUGGAAUCAGCCAUCUCUCUAAAAAGCUUGGUUACUUUCAGUGAGAAAUGGCAUUUCAAAAUCAUAAUCAGGACUCUAUGCAUGCUCAUUGCUAGUAGCUUAGCCAUGCUUUGUAGGAGAGAGCUAGGAAAUACCUAUUUUUUUUCACAAGAUAAGACACUUUCUGAGUUUAUUGUAAAAUUUCCAAGUCAAGUUGAGUACUACAGGGAUUUUACUUAAUCCUUCCUGUUACUACUAUAUCUCCAUUUUCUACACCGAGAAUCUUGGUUUUCAAGAACACAGGGCAUGAUAGAGUUAGACUAUCCCACAAUUAUUCACUUCCUUUAUUUACCUUACACAUGCAGCAGCCUCAGAAUAACAAUGCUAAAACCACCAUCACCAAUAUGGUAACUGAAACAAUUAAAAUUUUUUCAUUUGCUCUACCCAUUCUCUAUUUUUAAAAGUCAUACUAUGUCAGCAUUUCCAGAACAUAUUGGUAUAACAUACUAUACUGUCUCCCUUCUAUCCCCCAUUUAGUCUUACUUCUUCAAAUAACUAUAUAUAUAGUGCUUGUCACUGGUGGUUACCUGAUGACUCUGUUUUUUCAUAUCUGGAUCUUUAAUGAUGAAUCCAGGACAUAGAAUGAUGUUUCUGUAUUGAAAGGAAGAAAAGGAAGCUAUGAAGACUAGUGAUAACAACCGAGGAUAAAAUAUUUGGCUAUACUUAGCUUUUUAAUUGUAAUCAUUAUAAACUUUGUUUCUUACACAUAAAUGUAGUCAUAAUCACGCUGCCCCAAAUGUUUUAUAAUUAUCCAUUCCUUCUUUAAAGUCUUGCUUACUAUUCUGCCAUCCUCUGUGAGGUAAUUAGAAAAACAUAAAACCGGAUGAAAUCUAGAGGGCCUUAUUUCCUCUCUUUUAGAUACUGGCUUCAAGCUUGCUUUUUACAGCUGCAAACAAGUAGGAAGAGGUUUUUAGUUUCACAAGCUCUUGUCCUGCAAUUUGGAUGGACCAUCCAAUAAAGCAAAACCUGCUAGACGACAAGUACAAAAAGAGAGGCAUUUUUCAAAGAUAACCAGACUGAAAAUCUAGUCCCUAAAAAAAAAAAAAAUAAAUAAUAAUAAUAAUAAUAAUAAUAAUUUAUUUCUGAGCAUUAGUACUGAUUAUCCAGAAAAAUAAAGCUUUAUUAAUUCAGAGCAACACAAAAGGCAUCUUUAAAUCUGUAAAACAAAAAAACUUCAAAACGUUGAAAACCAUAUUUUAAGGCAAGCUUUAAAUCCUUUACCACUAUUAACUUCAGCACAGCAAUUCUGCAUCCUGUCCCUGGAUUCCUCUUAGGAUAAUUUUGCCACCUACAGGACAAACGAGGUGCUGGCCGCCUGAAUUAUUUUGCCUUCUGAAUUAAUUAUCUUGAGGUCUAACAUGGUGAAGUGCAAAUGCUCAUUGUUUCACUGUGCCUUUAACCGUUUAUAAAAAGGAAUUGACAAUUCAUUGUUUCAAAAAAAUGAAAACCGUAAAUCAAACUCUCAUACUGUACAUCUUAAACAUAAGUAUACAGUGAUGUAUGUCCAUUAUUUCUCAAUCAAACCAGGGGGUUGGGGGGGGUGGGAUGAGAACCAGUAUUUGAAGCUGUUGACUAUUAACAAAAUAUUUUACUUUCUCUAUAGUGCUUCAAGAUGCAAUUUUUUCAAGACCUUAUAAAGGAAAAACUGGUUCACGUGUUACUCUUUAAAGAUCAAAUUCUUCUAACCCAACACAAACCUACGGAGAUUUUCCUCUGUGGGCUUUUUAACCCAAGUUUCUAAAUUGUAGCUUGAAAAAUUGGAUUGUGAAUCUAGGAUAAAGAGAGUUUCAGAUCAGAUCUCCUAAGAGAGAUCUGCUUUGUUUCUUUACCUGGUGUUAGGUGUCUUUCAUUUCGAAGUGAGUGUACUCCAGUUAUUCAAUGUUUAUAGUAUCAUUUGUACCUUUAAACAUUGAUUUUAGGGAUUUUAAAAAGUCACUGAGAAAUUCAUUCCUUUAUUACUCAACUACAACAACAAAUCUGUAUAGUGAUCAGAAUUUAAAAUGUACAAUUCUUUUCCUUCUGUAAAUAUGUAUUAUUGUUAGAAAUAAAGAAUGGCAGGACCAUUGCUUUCACUAAAAUA
This is a messenger RNA of Prionailurus viverrinus (fishing cat), 4802 nucleotides long. It is a transcript of the gene RNF125, whose product is annotated as ring finger protein 125. The record is from RefSeq and is a predicted model, not a curated record. Lineage: Eukaryota; Metazoa; Chordata; Mammalia; Carnivora; Felidae. Bases 300 to 998 code for a protein of 232 amino acids. Gene Ontology annotation, biological process: ubiquitin-dependent protein catabolic process; protein polyubiquitination. The transcript has 6 exons. Gene Ontology annotation, molecular function: ubiquitin protein ligase activity.